GGUACUUCGUGUUUACAAAAUAUUUUGUCAGUGGACAAAGUUUUUUUUUUUCUUCCAAAAAGAAAUUAUUCAACAUCCAUGUGCAAAAACUAAAAAUUACUCAACAAUCAAUCAAUUCUUUUAACUAAUUUUACUAUAAUAUGUAAAUUUUGAUUCACUAUGACUGACUCAAAUGAUGAAAUCGAAAUUUGUCCAAAUGUUGACCCUCAUGAAGAUGGUGCUUUGGUUAAAUCCAAGGCCGUCGUUAAAUUUUCAGCCGUCCAAGUUCCAGUUAAAUUCAAUCGACUGGAAUGCAACACCGAUCUGAAUUUGCCACCAUCCAAUUGGUUAACAACUUCAGACAAUAGUUAUGGCCUUCACAAGGCUCUUUAUCACUCGUCAGGGUUUCCAAGCUUUCGAAUGGCUCAUAUGUUCCCGGAUUGUGUGGGCGAAGUUGAUGUUGUCUCUGACGCAGAGAACAUUAAAAAGCUCCUCAAACUUGCUUACUCAAGUAAGAGCACUACCAUAAGCAUGAUGGUCCAUAAAGUUGGCAAUACUUUGCUCAUCGACGAAUUCGAUGUCCACAAGUAUCUAUUCCGCAAAGCUGACGAUGAUUGGCGUUGGCUUAAGACUUUCAUGCUCGAAACUAUUGUUUCCCUACACGAAAGUGAUGGGAAUUUCUGUUUGAGAGAUGAGAGUCGAGAAGCCAUUCAAACAAAGAACCUCCAAUCGAAGUUUCUUUAUCAUAGCGCCGAGGGAAUCAAAUCCUCUAAGAAACAGCCUAAAAACUUGGCUAAAGUUAAUGCAAAACCACUUCCAAUUCUUGGCCCUGUUUUGCCAGAACCCAAAAUCGAUGAAAAUGUUCCAGAUCCGAAUUCCUCGCAUGAAUUCAAUCGCAAUGUCCUUUGGACAUUCGAAGACAUUCGAAUGCUCAUUGGGACAGAUAUGCCAAUUUUCGGUGGUCCCAAUCGACCAUGUAUUAGCUUACGCCUGCGAGACACAGCAAAACCAAUUAAUGUCUUGACUGGAAUUGACUAUUGGUUAGACAAUUUGAUGUGCAAUGUCCCAGAAGUUGUCAUGUGCUAUCAUUUAGAUGGAAUCGUUCAGAAAUAUGAGCUCAUCAAGACCGAAGAUCUACCUUACAUGGAAAAUUGUCAAUUUGCUCCUCAGGUAGUGAGGAAUGUGGCACAAAAUAUUUUGGCUUUUUUGAAAGCUAAAGCUACUAAAGCUGGUCACACUUAUUGGCUCUUUAAGGGAAGCAACGAUGAUGUUGUGAAGCUUUAUGAUUUAACAACUGUUUGUAAGAAUGAAACCAAUUGCGAACCAAAACUUGAGAAUCCAUUUACUGUUCCAGUUGCCAUGUUGCUUUAUACUGUUGCCAAAAACAUGAAAAAUUCAUCUCCAAAAGUCUCGGCAAAAAAAGCUGGAUCCAUUCGGGCGUUACUAGAUAACUGUAUUAAGUUGCUUCCGAAGGAGAAGUAUCCGCAAAUCGUAACCUCUUCCCAUUAUAUUCUUUCUGAUUUGCACAUCCCCUCGGGAAUAGAUCCGAAAUGCCCCAAAUUCGAUAGUUCUGAUCUAGACUCCGAUACUCAGUCGGUCUAUGAAGAUGAUAACUUUGACUAUGAUCCAUUCGAGGAUGAAGUAGUGGAUGAGAGUGGUGAGGUUGCUGUGAAGAAUAUAUGCGAUACUCUUAAAGAGUUCCAUUUGGAUGGAAAUGCCAAAAAUUCGAGUCCUCCAUCACCUUUGGUAGCAUCUGUUGAAGAACGAUGUCGAACUUCGUUGAAACACAUCUCUGAGGGAAUAUCUUGUCUGCAAUUCUUCAAUUGCAACGAAGAAGAAUUCAUCAAAAAGAGCGAAGAACGUGCUAAAGAUGAAGAAAAAUUAAGAAUUCUGCAUGAAGAACAGAAUCCUAAUAUGGCUAGGCCAUAUAAACCGAUUCCACUGCCCUACGAGACAUUAUGCGCCAGUCCACGUGAAGAAAGUCCAGAUACAGAGUUAUCUCCACAGUCAAUUGGUGCAGAGCAAAAACUUACAAAGUCCAAGAAGAAGAAGUUGCGAAAGAAUAAGGGAAAGGAUGUCAAAGAUGAACCAACACCAGCACCGUCAACUAGUACUUCCACAUCGUCAUCGGCUGUUGAUGAUGCAUCUAGCAAGCAAAUUGCAACUAAAUUUAAUUCUCAACUUUUCGGAUCGUGGAAUGUUCAUUUGAAAUUGUUGCUUUUGGAAAAAGCAUGUUUGUCUUAUGCAACUUUAGCUGAGCAUAAUUAUCUUGCACAAAAGUUUGGUUUGUGUUUGAAAGAUAUUUAUAUGUCUUAUCGAUGUCAGGAGGUUGUUACUAAAUAUAUGACUACAAUGGUAUCGCAGAAGAGUUGUCUAUUUGGAAGAGCUGGAGAUUGUUUUUUGCAAAUAGCAAAGAGUGGAGAUUUAAUUGAUGAGUAUUUUAAUGAAUAUUCAGCGGAAAAUGAAGUCGAUGCAAUUAUUUAUGGAGAAAUUGAAAAGGAUCUGGAAAAUGUUGAAAACGACAUAAUUGAGCCAACUAAAAAUGUGGAAGAGUUGAUGUUGGCUAGUUGUCAGUGUUAUGAAACGGCUCUGCUCUGUCUAAGUGCAUACGAUGAAAUCAAUGCUCAAAAUGAAUUGCUAAGGCGAUUAGGAAAUGUACGAAAUGAACUUGGACUAAAAUAUAUGUAUUGGGCUCAAGAGGAAUUCACAAAAUAUAUGGCAACAAUUGCUAACAAAACCGAAGAUCAAACCGAAAAUAAUGACAACAACAUUGAAAAUAAUUCCAAGCCAAAAACCGAACGACCUCUUUAUGAGACUUUGGCUACCAAAUCAUUUGAUUGCUUAUCCAGAGGCAUAACAUCUUUUAGCAUGGUUCGUGAUAAUGUAAACUUGGCAUUUCUUUAUUGUAAUAUGGGACGUUAUAUGCGAUUCAAGGCACAUCUCUUUAUUUCCGAUGGGCAGUCUGAUUAUGUACAAAAACAAAAAUCCUUAUACCAUGAAGCAUUUAAAUAUUACGAAAAAGCAAAAAUUGUACUUGGAACACGCAAAUGUAAUCCCGAAUUAUGGGAUUUAGUUAGUUGGGAGUUAUCAACAGCAAUGUUUACAUUAGCUAAACAAUUGCAAGAUUAUAGUCCAAAUGCAUCACCCGAGUUAGAAAAAGAAGUAAUCGACUUACUUCAGAAAUCGUUGAAGCUUUGUGAUACAGAAACUCCUGGUGCGAAACAAAUUCUUUACACUUAUCGUUCUGGUGUAUUACACAAAAGAAUUGCUUCAUUUUACUACAAUCAAAUGCGCUCAAACGUUGUCGAUAUCUCAUCACUGCCAAAAACUUCACUGCAACUCUGCAAGUUUCAUUAUGAAAAAGCAGCUAACAUUUUGGAUGGCUUGAAAGAAGCUAGUGAUUACUUAAUUGUUCAACUAGAACGAAUAUCUUUACAAGAGUUCCUGGCUGAGAUUUCACCCAACUCGAAUCAUAAAAUUAAACACAUGCAAGGCGGACUAGAAUUGUGUCUUCAAUCUAAAGCUCUUUUUGAAUAUUCAUUAAAUUCCUUGGGAGACAAUCCGACAUCAACUGAUGAUUUUCUUCGUCAUUUGAAUCUUUUUGAAAGUAGACUUCAGCAUGCACUCAAGACACUAAUUAAAUUACUUAUUAGCGGAAGAGAUCCGAAAAAAAGGGCUGAUUGCUAUAAGAAAAUGUACAUGGAGACAUUGAAGAGCAAAGCGCCAACUGAUAAUACUAAUGGAGCUCUAGCAGCUUAUCUGUUGGAAUUAACAAACAAAUUAAUUCAGAUUGACACAGAAUGCUCGAAAUAAGCAGCUUAAUAUAUUUUUUCUAUUUAAAAAAAACAUCGAUCGAUUUGCUGAUAUGUAAUUUUUUUUUUUUGUUCUUGUAGUUUAUUGUUUCCAUAACUUAAUAACUGUUAGCUUUAAUAAUUUUAUCAUUGAGUAGUUCUAAGUUAACAUGUUAAUGAUGAUGAGAAUGAGAAAAGUUCGCGCUUAGCGUGUAAUUUAUUAUUUUUAUUUUUUUUUUAUUAUUAUUUUUAUCUAGAGUAGCGCAGGUGUCACUGAAACUAAAUGGUGAAUAUUUAUUUUUUUAUAAACAAAAAACCCCAAAAAGGUGUUGCGUUAUUUGACCCAGUAACAUAAAUUCC
Episyrphus balteatus (marmalade hoverfly) is the source of this 4130-nucleotide messenger RNA. RefSeq names its product erythroid differentiation-related factor 1. Bases 160 to 3792 code for a protein of 1210 amino acids. The record is from RefSeq and is a predicted model, not a curated record. Lineage: Eukaryota; Metazoa; Arthropoda; Insecta; Diptera; Syrphidae. Gene Ontology annotation, biological process: positive regulation of DNA-templated transcription. The transcript is spliced from 9 exons.